AUGUUUCCCUGGGCCCUCCGCCACCUCCCAGGACCCCACCAGGAGUUAUUUAGACACCACAAGGAUAUGCAGCGCUUCAUCCGCUAUGAGAUCAUCAGGCACAAGCUCAAGGCAUCAGAGGCCCCCAAGGACAUCAUCAGCUGCUAUCUGGCCCAAAUCACCAAGGCCUCAGACAAUCCUAUCUCCACAUUCAACGAGGAGAACCUGAUCCAAGUGGUGAUCGACCUGUUUCUGGGAGGCACCGACACCACAGCCACAACUCUGCACUGGGCACUCAUCUAUAUGGUCCAUCACAGAACCAUCCAGGAGAGGGUGCAGCAGGAGCUGGAUGCAGUGCUGGGCAGCACCCAGGCUGUCUGCUAUGAGGACCGGGAACGGCUGCCCUACACCCGGGCCGUCCUCCACGAGGUGCAGCGGCUCAGUAGUGUGGUGGCAGUGGGCGCCGUGCGCCAGUGCGUGACACCCACCAGCCUACGCGGGUACCAUGUGCCCAAGGGAACCAUCAUCUUGCCAAACCUUGCCUCUGUGCUCUAUGACCCGGAGUGCUGGGAGAACCCUCGACAGUUCAACCCUGGCCACUUCCUGGACAAGGAUGAGAACUUCAUGGUCAAUGAGGCCUUCCUGCCCUUCUCUGCAGGACAUCGGAUGUGCCCUGGGGACCAGCUGGCUCGAAUGGAGCUCUUCCUUAUGUUUGCCACCCUCCUUCGGACCUUUACCUUCCAACUGCCCGAGGGGAGCCCCGGGCUCAGGCUGGAGUAUGUCUUUGGGGGCACUCUGCAGCCUCAGCCCCAGAAGAUCUGUGCACUGCCUCGCCUGAGCAGCCCUAGCCCAGACCCUACAGAGGAGGGCCUACAGGGAGAAAGUGAAAGUUCGGCAGCCUACCUUGAGUGGCUCGUGGAAGCCUUUAGUCAAUAUGAUCUUGAGGUAACCGGAGGUGCUAACUUGGGAAGAAUUGGUGUGAUUACCAACAGAGAGAGACACCCAGGUUCUUUCGAUGUGGUUCAUGUGAAAGAUGCCAAUGGCAACAGCUUUGGCACUCGACUUUCUAACAUCUUUGUUAUUGGCAAAGGCAAGAAACCAUGGAUUUCUCUUCCCCAAGGAAAGGGGAUCCACCUCACCAUUGCUGAAGAGAGGGACAAGAGGCUGGCAGCCAAACAGAGCAGUGGGUGA
Perognathus longimembris pacificus (Pacific pocket mouse) is the source of this 1170-nucleotide messenger RNA. Its product is annotated as cytochrome P450 2J2-like. Gene Ontology annotation, molecular function: heme binding; iron ion binding; oxidoreductase activity, acting on paired donors, with incorporation or reduction of molecular oxygen, reduced flavin or flavoprotein as one donor, and incorporation of one atom of oxygen. Gene Ontology annotation, cellular component: cytoplasm; intracellular membrane-bounded organelle. Lineage: Eukaryota; Metazoa; Chordata; Mammalia; Rodentia; Heteromyidae. The transcript has 6 exons. The record is from RefSeq and is a predicted model, not a curated record. Gene Ontology annotation, biological process: arachidonate metabolic process; xenobiotic metabolic process. The coding region runs from base 1 to 1170 and encodes 389 amino acids.